GGACCCCAAAACGGCGGCUCAUCGUUGGCUUUUAUAGUUUCAUGGAGAUUGUUUGUGUAAAUGAAACCGAAUCCAUCUGAAAUCAGGAGCAUCUGAACUAACACGCCGUCUUGAGCUCGGUGCUCUGUCUGCAGCCCCUGAAGACCGUUGUGGGGAAGCCGCAGAAAGGGAGCCAUGUUUCUGUACAACAUCACCCUCCAGCGUGCCACGGGCAUCACUCAUGCCAUCCAUGGAAACUUCUCAGGAACCAAAAUGCAGGAGAUUGUCGUCUCCAGGGGAAAGAUCUUGGAGUUAUUGCGGCCGGAUGCCAACACAGGGAAGGUGCACACUCUGCUCACAGUGGAGGUGUUUGGCAUCAUUCGGUCCCUGAUGGCCUUCAGGCUCACUGGAGGAACCAAAGACUACAUUGUUGUUGGCAGCGACAGUGGUCGAAUUGUCAUCUUGGAAUAUCAUCCGUCAAAAAACAUGUUCGAGAAGAUCCACCAGGAAACGUUUGGGAAGAGCGGCUGCCGGCGCAUCGUCCCCGGACAGUUCCUGGCUGUCGAUCCUAAAGGCCGAGCUGUUAUGAUUGGAGCGAUAGAGAAGCAGAAGCUGGUUUAUAUUCUGAACAGAGAUGCAGCUGCCAGGCUGACCAUCUCCUCUCCGCUGGAAGCACACAAGGCGAACACACUGGUCUACCAUGUCGUCGGAGUCGAUGUCGGCUUUGAGAACCCCAUGUUUGCCUGCCUCGAGAUGGAUUAUGAGGAAGCUGACAAUGACCCGACAGGAGAAGCGGCCGCCAACACUCAACAGACACUCACCUUUUACGAGCUGGACCUGGGCUUAAAUCACGUUGUCCGCAAGUACAGCGAGGCUCUGGAAGAGCAUGGGAAUUUCCUCAUCACUGUUCCUGGUGGUUCCGAUGGGCCCAGUGGCGUUCUGAUCUGCUCCGAAAACUACAUCACUUACAAGAAUUUUGGAGACCAGCCGGACAUUCGCUGUCCCAUCCCGCGACGCAGGAAUGACCUGGAUGACCCGGAGCGUGGGAUGAUAUUUGUCUGCUCAGCCACCCACAAGACCAAGUCCAUGUUCUUCUUCCUGGCCCAAACUGAGCAGGGAGACAUCUUUAAGGUUACCCUGGAGACGGAUGAAGAAAUGGUCACAGAAAUCAGGCUGAAAUACUUUGACACGAUCCCUGUAGCAACAGCCAUGUGUGUCCUGAAGACUGGCUUCUUGUUUGUGUGUUCAGAAUUUGGAAACCAUUACCUUUACCAGAUCGCUCACUUGGGUGACGAUGACGAGGAGCCAGAGUUCUCCUCUGCAAUGCCGUUGGAAGAGGGAGACACAUUUUUCUUCCAGCCCCGCCCCCUCAAGAACCUUGUGCUGGUGGACGAGCAGGAGAACCUCUCGCCCAUCAUGUCCUGUCAGAUUGCAGAUUUAGCCAAUGAAGAUACACCACAGUUGUACGUUGCCUGUGGUCGAGGACCCCGGUCUACUCUGAGGGUCCUGAGACAUGGACUGGAGGUAUCAGAGAUGGCCGUGUCUGAGCUGCCCGGUAACCCCAACGCUGUGUGGACAGUACGCAAACAUGUGGAAGACGAGUUUGAUGCCUACAUCAUCGUGUCUUUCGUGAACGCUACUCUGGUUCUGUCCAUCGGAGAGACUGUAGAGGAAGUGACAGAUUCUGGGUUUCUCGGAACGACGCCUACUCUCUCCUGCUCGCUGCUCGGCGAAGAUGCGCUGGUGCAGGUGUACCCAGACGGGAUUCGCCACAUCCGUGCGGACAAGCGUGUGAAUGAGUGGAAGACUCCUGGCAAGAAAACCAUUGUCCGCUGCGCAGUGAACCAGCGACAGGUUGUCAUCGCCCUCACCGGAGGGGAGCUGGUCUACUUUGAGAUGGACCCGUCUGGUCAACUCAAUGAGUACACGGAGCGGAAGGAGAUGUCUGCAGACGUGGUUUGUAUGAGCCUCGCAAACGUUCCACCUGGUGAGCAGCGCUCGCGUUUCCUGGCAGUGGGGCUGGUUGACAACACCGUCCGAAUCAUCUCCCUGGACCCACUGGACUGCCUUCAGCCGUUGAGUAUGCAGGCCCUGCCAGCCCAGCCAGAGAGUCUGUGUAUUGUUGAGAUGGGAGGGGUCGAGAAACAGGAUGAACUUGGAGAAAAGGGAUCCAUUGGCUUCCUCUACCUCAACAUAGGACUUCAGAACGGUGUGCUGCUGAGGACUGUGCUGGACCCAGUGACCGGUGACCUGUCGGACACCAGAACACGAUACCUGGGGUCUCGACCUGUCAAACUCUUCAGAGUCCGGAUGCAAGGACAAGAAGCUGUGCUGGCGAUGUCCAGUCGCUCCUGGCUCAGCUACUCGUACCAGUCUCGCUUCCACCUGACCCCUCUGUCAUAUGAGACCCUGGAGUACGCCUCCGGCUUUGCAUCCGAGCAGUGCCCCGAAGGCAUCGUGGCCAUUUCCACCAACACACUGAGAAUCUUGGCUUUGGAGAAGUUAGGAGCAGUCUUCAACCAGGUGGCCUUUCCUCUGCAGUACACUCCCAGGAAAUUUGUGAUCCACCCGGAGACUAAUAACCUAAUUGUGAUCGAGACGGACCACAAUGCCUACACUGAGGCAACCAAAGCCCAGAGAAAGCAACAAAUGGCUGAGGAGAUGGUGGAGGCUGCUGGUGAAGACGAACGAGAACUGGCUGCUGAGAUGGCCGCUGCCUUCCUCAACGAGAAUCUCCCAGAAGCCAUUUUUGGUGCACCCAAAGCUGGACCCGGGCAGUGGGCCUCGCUGGUGCGUCUCAUCAACCCCAUACAGGGUACAACACUGGACCUGGUGCAGCUGGAGCAGAACGAAGCUGCUUUCAGCGUUGCCGUGUGUCGUUUCCCCAACACAGGAGAUGAUUGGUAUGUUCUUGUGGGCGUUGCCAAAGACAUGAUUCUCAACCCCAGAUCCGUGUCCGGUGGCUUCAUCUACACCUAUCGGCUCGUCAGUGGAGGCGAGAAACUGGAGCUCGUGCACAAAACCCCGGUAGAGGACGUUCCAUUGGCCAUUGCGCCAUUCCAGGGAAGAGUCCUGGUUGGAGUUGGGAAACUGUUGAGAAUCUACGACCUGGGCAAGAAGAAGCUGCUCCGCAAGUGUGAAAACAAGCACGUUCCCAACCUCGUGACGAGCAUCCACACCAUCGGCCAGCGGGUCAUCGUGACCGACGUUCAGGAGAGCCUGUUCUGGGUUCGUUACAGGCGCCACGAGAACCAGCUCAUCAUCUUCGCCGACGACACGUAUCCCCGCUGGGUGACCACGGCCUGUCUGCUCGACUACGACACCAUGGCCUGUGCUGACAAGUUUGGGAACAUCAGCAUUGUGCGGCUACCCGCCAACACCAGCGACGAUGUGGAUGAAGACCCCACGGGGAACAAGGCUUUAUGGGACAGAGGCCUCCUUAAUGGAGCAUCACAGAAGGCUGAGGUGAUCGUGAACUACCAUGUUGGUGAGACGGUGUUAUCGCUCCAGAAGACCACGCUGAUCCCUGGAGGUUCGGAGUCCAUGGUCUACACCACUUUGUCUGGAGGCAUCGGCAUUCUGGUCCCAUUCACCUCACAUGAGGACCAUGACUUCUUCCAGCAUUUAGAGAUGCACAUGCGCUCUGAGUUUCCUCCGCUUUGCGGCAGAGACCAUCUCAGCUUUAGAUCCUACUACUUCCCAGUUAAGAAUGUGAUUGACGGAGAUCUAUGUGAGCAGUUCAACAGCAUGGACCCUCAUAAGCAGAAAAGUGUGGCAGAAGAGCUGGACAGGACGCCACCUGAGGUCUCUAAGAAACUGGAGGACAUUCGCACUCGCUACGCCUUCUAAUACUUCACCUUUUGUGCAGCUGGUGUGGACAGAGAUGCACUCAUUAGGACCAUUACACCCCCCCAAACCCUGCUCUCCCUCAGCAUGCCUCUGUUCCGGACCUAGAUUGAUGGACAUUUAUGGAUUUUUAAUAUCUUUUUGACUGGGCGGAUGCCCACUGGAUGACGUGGAGACAUACCACAGGAUGUCACAUGCUUCUAAUUGUCGCGCUUUGCUCAGUUAUGAUGCGAGUCACAUGCACCUCACCGCAAAUACUUGCAAUCAAGACUCAAAAGGUUUCCUUUUGAGUUGAACGCCGUUCUCAGACACAGCUGUCGUGAUCGGCCGUUCACACACUGCUGUGUAAACCAAAUUCACAUCCUCUCAAUCGCGCGAUGAGCAACAGUCGCACUGUCACCUGCGCCCCUAAGAGUACGUACCAUCAUCCAUGAGCAUCUAUGUGAAUGUUUUCUAUUUUAAUGCUUUUUAGCUCAUGCCAAGCAGCGACGUGCAGUUGGUUGACGUCACGCCGCCUUGACGGGAGCUGGAACGCUCAGAAUAUUUUUAGUGUCUUGUUAUUUAGCGAUAAGGUGGUAUUUCAGUUCGUCUUCUAUCUUUGAUCUCGGCUAAAUUAAACAUGUGUUUUUGUACGAUAUGAUUUGUCCAUUUUGUAUUGAUUAGAAUUAUUUUUAGUUAUGCAUCAUAAUUAGUUAUGAUGCAUCUACCAUUGACCAAGAUGGUAUUAUUAAAUCGUUCUUAGCCCGUUCUCCUACAUGCGUGAGAGUGAGUGUGUGCGUAUGUGUGUGUGUGUGAAUGUUGUUGACUCUUUAAAGCAUAUUGCUGACUAGCAACUGAGAACCCAACAGGAGCCAACGUCUGCCCCCCCUCUGGGGCCACAGUUCAACACGUGUUGCCAUCCACUGUGGCGUUAGAACUCUGACUAAAUAAGUGGGUGGAGGGACGCUGAAGGUUCACUGGGUGUUGGUCCUCUCAGUCCUGUAAAUUCCCAACCUCAGCCACAGGCGCAGACAUAGCAUUCCUCAGUAGUCGCUGAAUUUAGGGGGUUUGUGGGAUGGGGCAGUGGUCCGUUUCUUGUAAAUAAAGUUGUUUCUUUGUGCGUUAUAAUA
Molecule: messenger RNA, 4934 nt
Organism: Pseudoliparis swirei
Lineage: Eukaryota; Metazoa; Chordata; Actinopteri; Perciformes; Liparidae
Product: splicing factor 3B subunit 3
Exons: 27
Coding region: 175-3828 (1217 amino acids)
Biological process (GO): mRNA splicing, via spliceosome
Cellular component (GO): U2 snRNP; nucleus
Molecular function (GO): U2 snRNA binding; protein binding
Source: RefSeq, a predicted model, not a curated record